This is a messenger RNA of Papaver somniferum (opium poppy), 1344 nucleotides long. RefSeq names its product agmatine coumaroyltransferase-2-like. Lineage: Eukaryota; Viridiplantae; Streptophyta; Magnoliopsida; Ranunculales; Papaveraceae. Gene Ontology annotation, molecular function: acyltransferase activity, transferring groups other than amino-acyl groups. The record is from RefSeq and is a predicted model, not a curated record. The transcript has a single exon. The coding region runs from base 1 to 1344 and encodes 447 amino acids.
AUGAAGAUUGAGCAAGUGAGUUCAAAGCUUUUACAACCAAUCUACAAUGUUACUGAUGAUCAACCAGUCCCAACCAGAAAAUCUAUCCCUCUUACUGUCUUUGAUAAGUUGGCAGAUGAUCAACAUAUACCAUUACUAUAUGCUUAUAAACCACCAAAUCCAUCAAAUGCAUUGUUAGAACAAGGCUUGCAAAAGGUUUUACCGGAGUAUCGAGAAUGGGCUGGUAGGUUGGGCGAAGAUGAGGAUGGUGAAUUCGUUAUUCUACUCAAUGAUGAAGGUAUGAGGUUCAUCGAAGCGUCCGCUGACUGCACCUUAGAUGAAGCUAUCCCUUUUACGGUAUCUACCUUGUUAGAACUCAAUUCAAGUUUGGAAGGACCCAUGAAAGAAUUGGCUCUAGUUCAACUCACAAGAUUCACUUGUGGGUCUUUAGUUUUGAGUUUCUCGUCGAAUCACAUUGUUGCGGACGGAGUAUUUGUGAGCCAGUUCAUGAUUGCUUGGGCUCAGGCUUGCCGUGGACUCGAAAUCCACCCGCGUCCUGUGCACGAGAGGAACAUAUUCGUUCCUCGAAAUCCAUGUGAUAUUAAGUUUGAUCACACAAGUGUUGAGAUUGCAAAGAGGAAGAUCAAUGAAGACUCUAGUAUGUUGCCCUACGCGAAAGAUGAUUUGGCAUGCGAAAUUCUUCAUUUUACACCGGAGUUUAUAGCAAAAAUUAAGAAUAAGGCUUCUUCAUCCUCCUUGACUUGUGAAGAUGUGAAUGGUGGAUAUAGUUCAAGCUAUAGCACUUUUGAGUGCUUGGUUGCACAUUUAUGGAGAGUGAUUACAAGGGUUCGGGGACUUGGCGAGUCUGACACAACUUAUGUUAGGAUCUCAGUGAAUGGAAGGAGAAGGUUGAGACCUCGUGUCCCAAAUGAGUACUUUGGCAAUUUGGUGCUUUGGGCAUUUCCUGAAACUCAAGGGAAGAACCUUUUCGAUGAGUCUUUGAGCCACACGGCAGGAGUAAUACACGAUGCAGUCGCAAAGGUGAAUGACGAGUACUUCAAAUCUUUUGUAGACUUUGCAAAAAAAAAUCAGCAUGAUGAGAAUCUGAUGCCGAAGAAAGUUGCUGACAUGAAGGUGCCAUCUAUGUGGCCUAACUUGGAAGUUCAAAGCUGGCUUGGUUUUCCAUUCAAUGAUGUGGAUUUCGGUGUUGGUAAGCCUUCCAUUUUUAUGCCUUCAUUUGAUCCUUUUGAGGGUGAGAUUUACUUGGUUCCUUCCGUUGUUGGUGAUGGGAGCAUAGAUGUGUAUGUGACUUUGUUCCAGCAACAUCUACCCCUCUUCGAGCAAAUUUGCUACAACAUCGACUAA